This is a messenger RNA of Staurois parvus, 720 nucleotides long. NCBI's taxonomy places the organism in Eukaryota, Metazoa, Chordata, Amphibia, Anura, Ranidae. The record is from the annotation of a GenBank genome assembly.
AUGCAGGAGAACUGGAGCAAGUCCUUCUUUUUCUCUGUUCUCUAUGCCGCCAUAAUAUUUGCAGGCCAGCGUGUAAUGAAAGAAAGGAAAAGAUUUGAACUGCGAAGACCUCUAGUCCUGUGGUCGUUGGCCCUCGCUAUCUUCAGUAUCAUCGGAGCAGUCCGCACUGGCUAUUAUAUGAUUACCUUGCUCCUGUCUAGCGGCUUCAAUCAAUCAAUAUGUGACCGUGGAUUUUAUAAUGGGCCUGUUACCAAGUUCUGGGCAUAUGCCUUUGUCUUGAGCAAGGUCCCUGAGCUUGGAGACACUUUGUUCAUUGUCCUUCGCAAACAAAAGCUGAUCUUCCUACACUGGUAUCAUCACAUUACUGUACUGCUCUACACCUGGUACACAUAUAAGGACACCGUGGCUGGAGGAGGAUGGUUCAUGACAAUGAAUUACACUGUCCAUGCUUUCAUGUACUCUUAUUACACACUGAGAGCAGCAGGGAUCCAUGUGCCACGAUUCUGUGCCAUGUUCAUCACAGUGACCCAGAUCCUGCAAAUGGUAAUGGGCACUGUGGUCAAUGUUCUGGUGUACCGGUGGAUGCAGGAUGGGACAUGUUCAAGCACAAUGGAGAACAUAUUCUGGUCAACUAUGAUGUACUCAAGUUAUCUGGUGCUUUUCUGCAGCUUCUUUUAUAAUGCUUAUAUGAAAAUUCCAGCCAAGAGUAAGAAAGAAUAA